CCUGGAGUGUCCACUCCCAGGAGAGCCUCUGUGUCAGGAGGCAGCAUCUCUCUCGGGGACCUCAGCGGCGGAGGAAGAAGCCGACGCGGAAGAUGAAGAAGUUCAGCGACUUGCAGACGCGCAAGUGGCUGCCGAGCUGGCAGAGGAAGCACAAGGUGGACAACUGGCAGACGCAGGCAGCAGCGCAGCAAGAGGGGAACUGCGCCUCUUGUCCUGCCGUGGCUGAGCAGCAGAGAGCAGCAGGGGCAGAGAGCCAGGCAGCUGCCCCACGCAGCCCCAGAGGCCACGGCCGCGCUGUGCUGGACGCACUGCAGCGCCUGGCACGCGCCACCCGCAGCGGGGUUGCAGCUGUGAUCCGGCGCCGUGGCCGGAAGCCGGAGCCGCAGAGGGAGGUGGAAGAAGGUAGGGAGGCAGCCAUAGCAGGAACAUCCACAGCAGCAGGGCCACAGAGCCAGGACUCUGCCCUGCAAAGCCCCUGCUGCCCCCCCAGCCCCUUCCCAAGCCAUCGGCAAGCUCUCGGUGGGCAGCGGGCCGGGGCAGCAGCGCGGGCAGUCCUGCCGGUGGCAGAGAGCGAGGACGGGGCCUGCUCCGAGGACGAGAGUCUCUGGGAUAUCUCCAGCCUCCCCGAGCCAUCAACAGAAGAUGAAAACACAGAGGAGAGCUGGAGUAGUGGGGAGGAAUGUAGCUCAGUGUCCCUCCCGUGCCAGGCAUGGGCACAGACGCCCUGGGACUCUCAAGCAGGCACAGCCUCAGUCCCUGGCCCAGGUGUCAGUAGCACAAGCUCUUACACCAGGGCAAAGGCCCCCAGCCCGCACGGCUUUCCAGACCGCUGCGCCCUCAGCCCCCGGCCAAGCGACCUGGAAGCUCGCAGUGGGCAGUGGGCAGGGACGGCAGCCAAGGCCGUCCUCUCAGUGGCACCGAGCCAGGACGGCGCCUGGUCCGAGGAGCUGUCAGACAACUGCAGCCUCCUAGAGCUGCCCCCAGAGGAAAACAGCAGAGACCAAGGCUGGGCCAGUGGAGAAAAGGGGUUCCCCGUGCCCGUCCCACGGGAGGCGUGGGCAGAGCCCCGGGCCCUUCAAGCAGCCACAGUCAGAGCCCGUGCCCCAGUUGGCCGCAUCAGCAGCCCGUACAUCAGGCCAAAGGCCCCGACCCCGGAUGCCCGCCCCCCCAGCCCCUCCCCAAGCCAGCUGGAAGCUCUCAGUGGGCCGUGGACAGGGCUCUGGACCAUCUGCGGGGAGUGGCGAGGGGAAGAAAAGACAGAGCAACCUCUGUCCCCUGAGGAAGGCAGCAACCACAGCGAGCUGUCAGAGGAGGACGGGGAAGGCGUCCAGAUCUACACCAUCUGGGUCAAGCCCUCCCUCCUGCCAGUCCUGCUGCAGCCUCAGACCGCUAGCCGGGAAGGGCCCCGAUGCGCCUGCCUCAUCUGCGCAGAGGCGGCCCAAGAGGAUUUAAAGGGAAAUGCUCUCCGCUAUCCACCUCACCGGGAUGGAAUUGCAGUGCUGUGGGCCCAGGUGCAAGACGCAGUAGGGAACACACAGCACACAGGCAGCAACAGAAAAUUUAUGGCAGCUCUAUUUUGUAAAGUGGCUUUUUCAGUUCGUUGUGAAUCUAAUAAGAGAUCUUCUAUGGCUAUGCUUGUAGCAUUCGCUUCUUUGGCUAACCAACACCUCAUGCUGGCUAGCAAGUUUAGGGCAUGUGAGGUCCCAAUUGCUGGAAUGAGUAUACUGCCCCACGUGUCUCGACUGUGGGACCAAAAAUUGAGAUUAGAAUCACAGUUCUCUUUGAAUUGUUGUAAAUUUUGGGAUUUUAAUAAAGGAUGA
This is a messenger RNA of Empidonax traillii (willow flycatcher), 1820 nucleotides long. RefSeq lists its product as uncharacterized. The record is from RefSeq and is a predicted model, not a curated record. Bases 93 to 1820 code for a protein of 575 amino acids. The transcript has 4 exons. Lineage: Eukaryota; Metazoa; Chordata; Aves; Passeriformes; Tyrannidae.